Rotaria sp. Silwood1 is the source of this 1005-nucleotide messenger RNA. Lineage: Eukaryota; Metazoa; Rotifera; Eurotatoria; Philodinida; Philodinidae. The record is from the annotation of a GenBank genome assembly.
AUGGCUUUACAAAAUCAUAGUGAAAAUAAAAAACGUGUAUUAGAGGAUUGCUUAUCUUCAACAAUAUCAUCAUCAACAUUAGAAAUUGUGCUUGAUGAUCGAUCAUACAGUAAUUCAGCUGAUGAAGAAUUCAUUGAUCCAAACAGCAGGCAAUCAAAAGUGGGUACUACUGGUAAUGAAAGCUCCGAUUUUCGAAGGGGAAAAUCAAUGGCAUUAAGAGAUCCAAAAUCUCAUCGAUUAAUUGAAAAACGUCGUCGAGAUCGUAUGAAUGCUUGUCUUAAUGAACUAUUACAAUUAACACCUCAUAAAAAUAAUGAAACUCAACGACGUAUUGAAAAAACAGAAAUCAUCGAAAUGGCUAUUACUCAUAUGCGCCAUUUAAUAUCAACGUUAGAAAAAAAUUCUAACAAUACUGAUACAAAUCUUGAUUCAUAUCGAACUGGUUAUCAAAAUGGACUUUCUGAUAUAUUUGACUUUGUUAGUGAAUAUGCCCAGAGUGAUCAACUUAACGAAUUCGCACAAUACUUUCAGCCAGAUAGAAAACGAUCGAAAUAUUUAUCUUUAUCUGAUAAACGAAUUCAAUCACCAAUAUGCGCUAAAGAAGAAUUAAAAAAAUCUAAUUUAUCAAAUAAGAAUGAUGAUAAAUUAUGUACUAUAUCUGACGUAGAAGAAUAUAAACAUAGUGAUUUACAAACUUCAAUCGGAGAACAACAAUCUUCAACUGAACAGUAUGAUUCUGCUGUUAAAGUGCCAAUAUUUGUUCUACAUCCAUCUGGUACACAUUAUAUUCCAAUGUGUAUUGAUUCAUCGAUUGUUUCACAUGCCUUUAAACAACAUUCCAAUAGAACUAAUUCAUCAACAACAAAAGAUCAAGCUCAAUGUCAUCCGGUAUCAAUUCCUGUAAAUUUUAAUCCAACAACAGCUCUUUCAGAUCCAUAUGCACUUGAUAUUCAAAAUAUAAAUGUUAUCGGUACUCGUCAUCAAACGAGUGUAAGACCCAAUUAA